Aedes albopictus (Asian tiger mosquito) is the source of this 1831-nucleotide messenger RNA. RefSeq names its product C-type lectin 37Da. The transcript has 2 exons. Lineage: Eukaryota; Metazoa; Arthropoda; Insecta; Diptera; Culicidae. Gene Ontology annotation, molecular function: signaling receptor activity. The record is from RefSeq and is a predicted model, not a curated record. Bases 1252 to 1752 code for a protein of 166 amino acids.
AUUGAUGCCAGUAGAAUUACAGGUACUCUUCACACAUAUUUUUUUUUUGUACGUUAUAUCGAAGUAUACGUUAUAUCGAACCAGAAUACAACUACACGGUAACAAAUGUUUGAAAGUGUCUUUGAAGUUCGCCCAACACGCAGUUUCGGAAAAUAUUGAAUUUAACGACUUAAGGGUAAAGUCUUCGGUAUACCAAUCCGUGCGGUCAACUAAUGAUAUUCCAAUGAACUCAGCAUAUAUGUAUAUACCUACAUAAAAAAGAUGGAUAAAUUAUUAGUGAAAUUCCGAAAAAGCCCACAGCUCAGGUGAGAUUUGAACUCACGACCCUUAUUCGCUAGACAAGUGCUUUUCCAACUAAGCUACCGAGCCAAUUAAUGACACGGCAUUUUAGUUGUCAUAAAGUAAUUUAAAUCUCAUCGAUCAUGUUUCAUUGAAUUUAAUACAUAAAUAUGUGACUUAUUGGCUGCAAAACAUGUAAACUCGUCAUUCAAUAACCCUUGAUCCAGGUUAUGGUAAUUUUCUACAAAUUGUUUUAAGAUUAUAUCGUUAUUUUGAACAAUUAAAAUGGCCUCACGUCAAUCAGUUUCACCAUGUAUAAAUAUUGAAUUUAGCCAUGUAUAAAAAUUGAAGUCAAUUGGUUAAAAAUUGACAGAGUUAUCCUUACCUUGCCCAAAUGGUUCCAGACCCUAGCUGAAACUAAUACCUUAGACGUAAAACUUUUUUCAAGCUCUCGGAUCAUUGUGCAAUGACAAGACCAAGAAGAAGUGAUAUUAAUAUCGCUGUGGUUGAAAACCAGAAUCUUCAAGUGGCGAAAAUCGAUUUAUUUCCCAAAUCAAGCGAAGGACCUACACACUUAAAUUCAGAAAUUGAUCUCGGUAAACGGUUUAUUGAGACUCCAACAGCUGAUAUCUCGGUAAAAUAUUUGCUGAUUCUCGGUAUUUUUUUUUACCGAGAUACCAUUGCCGAGUAAACCAUUACCGAGUCUCGGUGAACUUUGCCGAACUUUUACCGAGAUUUAGUGAAAAUUAUUACCGGAUUCUCGGCUGUUGGACUCUCGACAAUCCGUUGGCUGAGAUCGGCGAUUCAAUUUAAGUGUGUAACAUCGAGCAUAGUGCGGUUCAUAGCUUAUCAGAUGCGUGCUCGGGGAUUUUCUUUUCAAGACAUUGCGAAUCUUUUAUAGAUUUUGGCUUUUAACGGAUGAACCCAACAUGAUUGGUUCAGUUAAUACACAUUGCUUUGUCGGAAGUGGUCAUGUCCAGUACAAUUCGCAAAUUAGUUUCGCUGAUUGUGAUAUGGGCUUAUAUGCACGUUCAAAGUGCACCGUCGAGUACAGGCAAAGAAUACGAAAUUCCAAAUAUUAAAGCAAACUGGUAUAAAGCGAGUGAGAUCUGCAACUAUUUUGGGAUGCAAUUGGUGACGAUCACCAGCCGUGACGAGAAUGAUGCCGUGGCCCGGUUUGUUCAAAGGUCGGAUAAGUUCAGCGAUGUGGCGUGCUCGUUCUGGAUCGGUGGCAAUGAUCUAGCGGAGGAAGGGACAUUCAGCUGGAUGCCCAAUGGUCAAUUGGUCAGGUAUGCCAAUUGGACACCGGGAGAGCCGAACAACCACAAUGGGACCGAACACUGCAUGCAGAUAGUUUAUGAACCCCGGCGUGAGCAGAGAUGGACCUGGAAUGAUAACAAAUGUCGAACCAAAUACAUGUACUUCAUUUGUGAGAGUAAACCACGCAAUUGUGUAGAAGAACUCAGGGGAUGAUCGAUGAAAAAAAACGAAAAACUCAAAGUAUUUGAUAAGGAAGGUAAUCUGAAAAUAAAUAAGUGUACAAACUUGUAAA